ACAGAAUAUCCACGGAAGAAAAAUUCUUAAGCUUCAAGAAACCUUUCAUUUACCUGAGGCCGAGGGAUACAUAUUUAUAUAGGCAAGCUCUUGGUGUCUCAAAACAUUGGCAGUCUCCAAGUUCCUGAUUCUAUCUUUAAUCCAAGAUGAAGCAAAAGAUUGUGAUGAAGGUACAGAUGAAUUGCCAGAAAUGUCGCACUGAAGCACUCAAGGUCGUUGCAAAGGCAGAAGGUGUUAACUUCGUGGGAUUAGAAGGAGCUGAGAAAGAUAAAGUGGUGGUGAUUGGAGAUGGAGUUGAUGCUGUCAAAUUGGCUGCCAGCUUGAGGAAGAAGGUUGGGCAGACGGAACUCAUGAGCGUUGCAGAAAUCAAGUCUUAAUUACCUUUUUCCCUACCUACCACUUACAAUUUUACGAAUGAGAUUGACUACUGUUCUCUGGAAACAACUGCAAUGUAGUUUUUAUUUUUGUAUUUUGCUGAGAGAUUUUUAUUAAUUUCAAAUAUUGUUUUUGUCUGUUCUUCA
This is a messenger RNA of Mangifera indica (mango), 521 nucleotides long. RefSeq names its product heavy metal-associated isoprenylated plant protein 47. The record is from RefSeq and is a predicted model, not a curated record. NCBI's taxonomy places the organism in Eukaryota, Viridiplantae, Streptophyta, Magnoliopsida, Sapindales, Anacardiaceae. The coding region runs from base 147 to 377 and encodes 76 amino acids. The transcript is spliced from 3 exons. Gene Ontology annotation, molecular function: metal ion binding.